Messenger RNA from Diceros bicornis minor, 3864 nucleotides. RefSeq names its product zinc finger and SCAN domain containing 16 (gene ZSCAN16). Gene Ontology annotation, molecular function: DNA-binding transcription factor activity, RNA polymerase II-specific; RNA polymerase II cis-regulatory region sequence-specific DNA binding. The coding region runs from base 687 to 1733 and encodes 348 amino acids. Gene Ontology annotation, biological process: regulation of transcription by RNA polymerase II. The transcript has 3 exons. NCBI's taxonomy places the organism in Eukaryota, Metazoa, Chordata, Mammalia, Perissodactyla, Rhinocerotidae. The record is from RefSeq and is a predicted model, not a curated record.
UCUCCCCUAUCCUGGGUGGAGAAGAGGAGGGGGCAGGACAUAGUUGUGGUUUGCAGCACUCCCCUCUGCACACCUCCCCGUCGCGGGCUGUCCCCUCCCCCGCUCCUCCGACAGGAGAGGUCUUGGGCCGGCCUUCCGAGAGAGAACGGAGAGGGGAACAUUCAUUGUGAGUUGCUCUGCGGAGGCAUCCUUCUAACCCCCUACCUGGGUUGGCGCACGUACCCCACAACCACCGAAUCCUAGGGACCCGUGCAUCUCACGUUGUGAAAUGAAAGAGCCUUUUAACAAAGCCGUUAAUACUUAACGUUUAUAUAGUCCAUACUAGUGCUAGCUGCCAGGCCAGGGACUUUGCAUACGUUCCCAUUUAAUCCACACAUCAAUCUUAUGAGAAACAUGAUAAUUUUACACAUGAGGAUCUGUAAUUCUAGUCUAGAUAAGUAACUUGCUCUAAAUUAUACGGUAGAGCCCGGAUUCAAACCCAUGCCUCUGCUUUAGUGUUAUUUUUGACGGCCUCCUAUGAGACUAUUUUUUCUACUCAACGCUGGUUGCUUGCCUUCAUUAGUGUUUAUGUUCACAGCAGCUUUUGUCAUUUCUCUAUGGUAACAACUUUUUCUCUGAGACAAGAUUCUAAGAGAUUCUCCUGGAAUCAACCGCAGACAGAGGAUUAAUCUGAAAAACUGCCCAGAAUGGCCACAGCCCGGGAACCUGAGGAACAAAAAGGACUUCUAAUGGUUAAGGCAGAAGACCAUUACUGCGGCCAGGACUCCGUCUCACGAAAGUACAGUCCUCACAGAAGGGAACUCUUCAGGCAGCACUUCAGGAAGCUCUGCUAUCAGGACGCACCUGGACCCCGUGAAGCUCUUACUCAGCUCAGGGAGCUUUGCCGCCAGUGGCUGAGGCCAGAAUACCACACCAAGGAGCAGAUUUUAGACCUGCUGGUGCUGGAACAGUUCCUGAGCAUCCUUCCUAGGGAACUGCAAGCAUGGGUGCAGGCGCACCAUCCAGAGACCGGAGAGGAGGCGGUGACUGUGCUGGAGGAUCUGGAGAGAGAGCUUGAUGAACCUCCAAAGCAGGACCCAGCCAAUUCAGAAAGACAGAUCAUACUUUUGGACAAGUUGGCCCCCUUGGGAAGGCCACAUGAGUCACUGACUGUCCAACUCCAUCCCAAGAAGACCCAGCAGGAGCAAGAAUCUGGGGAGCCCCAAAGGAAUGGUGAUAAAACCAGGACUAAGAAUGAAGAGUUGUCUCAAAAGGAAGAUAUGCCCAAAGACAUGGAAUUCCUUGGGAAGAUAAAUGACAGACUCAACAAAGACAUUUCUCAGUACCCUGAAUCUGAAGAUGCUACUGAAAGUGAAGGCAGAUUAGAGUGGCAACAGAGGGAAAGAAGACGCUAUAAAUGUGAUGACUGUGGGAAAAGUUUCAGUCAUAGCUCAGACCUUAGUAAACACAGGAGAACUCACACUGGAGAGAAGCCUUAUAAAUGUGAUGAAUGUGGAAAAGCCUUCAUUCAACGCUCACAUCUCAUUGGACAUCAUAGAGUACACACUGGAGUGAAACCCUAUAAAUGCAAAGAAUGUGGGAAAGAUUUUAGUGGGCGCACAGGUCUUAUUCAGCAUCAGAGAAUCCACACAGGUGAAAAACCCUAUGAAUGUGAUGAGUGUGGGAGGCCGUUCCGAGUAAGUUCAGCCCUAAUUAGACAUCAAAGAAUUCAUACAGCAAAUAAGCUCUACUAAUAUGGUGGAAGUAAGUUCUUUAGACUCUCAGGCCUAAUUAGUUAUCAAUUUACCUUAGAGACCUUAUGAGUAUCCUGAAUGUAGGCAAAGCUUCAGUCAUCAUUAAAAAUUUCUCUGGCACCAGAGAAUCUACCUGAAUAAAAUUUCCUUUUAUUUCUUUUUUUUUUUUUUUUAAAGAUUUUAUUUAUUUAUCCAUCUUCCCCCCAAAGCCCCAGUAGACAGCUGUAUGUCAUAGCUGCACAUCCCUCUAGUUGCUGUAUGUGGGACGCGGCCUCAGCAUGGCCGGAGAAGCGGUGCGUCUGUGCGCGCCCGGGAUCCGAACCGGGGCCGCCAGCAGCGGAGUGCGCGCACUUAACCAAGCCACGGGGCCAGCCCUCCUUUUAUUUCUAAAUUAGUUCAGUUUCUUGGGAAGAAUUAAUAGUUAUUUCAGAAAGCCUUGUCCAUUGAUAACACUGCUCACUUGCAGCCUAAGAUAACCAUGUGUCCUGGUUGAAAGACAAUAAAUUCUACCUCUCGGCUCUGGCUCCUUUUUACUUGACCAUUCAGUGUGUGACUUUAGGCAAGAUAUUCAGAUUUUUCUCUGCCUUCAUUUUCCCCUUCUGUAAAGUGCAGAUGAUAUAAUAGAGGCUCACCAGGUGUGUUGUGUUAAGUUAAAAUAGAUGAAAAUUAAGAGAUAAAAGUAUUUGUUUUCCAUCAUUACUGAUAAAAUGGCCUAAAUAUUUAUCUGUGUUUUAUCUUAAAGUAGGGGGUAUAUCAUUUUGUCGAAUUUUUUUGUUUGCCAAUGAUAAAAAAGAGGAAACCAUCAGAUAGCAGACUAAGGAAAACAUUAAAGUGGAAAGGAAAGCAGUAAGUGAUCAGUAGGAGCUGCUGGGAAGGGGGAUAAAAGAGUGUGUUAGGGAUUUGUAACUUUGGAUAAAUCACUUUUCUUCUGAGUCUCAGGUCAUUGUAAACUGAGGGAGAUGGGGAGUGGUUGGUCUAGAACUGCACUGUCAUUCAGUUCCUUAAUGACAUUAGCCAUGUUUCAGGUGCUCAGUAGCCACAGGUGGCUAGUAGCUACUGUAUUGGACAGCACAGAUAUAGACCGUUUUUAUCAUUGCAUUAAGUUCUAAAGGACAUUGCUAUCCAAAUUGAUCACUGAUAAGGUACCUUCCAGCUUUGAUACUGUGUGAUUCUGAGUUCAUGAAGAUAACAAAAGAGACACCUGAGGAGGCUGCAAUAGCAACAGGAGAUAAAAUACAAACACCCUAAAAGAAAACAAUUUCUUAAUAAUAAAUUUAUGGCACUUUUUCAGCCUUAAAAAAAGUGUAUUAUAAUUGGAGGAAUAUGAUUAUUAAGUAAACACAAUAACCUAAUAAUCUAAAUUGAAAGCUUAAAUUACUACCUUAUCUCUAUAAAAAGAGUGUAAUUACCUUUAUAAGGUAGCAUCCCCUGUCAGAUACCCUAUAGUAAUGAGAAACUGGGACUCUCAGGGCACCAAUACUUUAAGAUAGUGAACAAUCCAAUUUUUUUCCUUUUUGGCUUAGGAAUAUACUAGCAUUUCAUAAUUUGCAGCAGUUUUACAUCCCAUAGCAUUUCAUGUAUUUGCAACAGUUUUACAUCCCUAGUUUGAGAAUUUUAUAGCAUGACAGGAAUUGUGGCCAAAGGCCCAACACAUUCAAAUUUACACCACCAUAAAAUUGCCAUGAACCACUGGUUCUAGGAACAGCCAUCACCAAAAUGAUCAGGAAGUGAUCUAAUCUCUUAUUGAAGAAAUUAAUUACACAUCCUUACUUUUGCAUUGUGUUUGAGAGUAGGAAAACCAGCAGAAUCAUUUUUGUAUCUACUACUAUUGGAAGAUGAAUCUUAAAUCAUUUCUCAUAACACCAUAAAGAUAAACUGAACUUUGUCUUUUGAAAAUAAUGCUCUUUAAGAAAAAAGAUGUGUUUACUUUGAAUGUUUACAUCAACUGAUACAAGUUUUUAAAAUAGCAAGUUUCACACUUGUUUUUGUGGUUUAUAAUUAUCUGAACAAUAUUUCACAGCAUUUGAGAUAAAAGAUGUUUUAAUGGUCAUGAAGAGAAAAGUAACGUAUUAAAUCUUCAGUAUUAGAAACAUCAUUCUUUAAAAAAUAAAGCAAGGUGCUUAGUGAAUGA